CGUGUUUAAGCUUUAAAGCGGCUAACUUGAUUAGCAUUCUGUGCUAUGAGGCUAACAGGCUCGCUGCGACUCCGCUGUGUGUUACAAUGGCAGCUAAAUGGAAACAACAGCACUGAUGAUGCCAAAGUAAAACAAUGCGUUGAGAUUAUUAAAACGAUAAUUAGUUAGUUUUAAGGGCCGUGCUAAUUAGCAGCCGGUGUGCUAACGGCUAGUUAGAGCUGUUAGCAACAACAACAACAACAACAACGCAGCUGUCAACACUGAAUUCAAAUUCAGAAACCGUCAAUUUACAGAAAUGGAAACAAACGCACCGAAACGACGAGAUAAUAAGAAAUCACUGCGUGUGAAAGUGAUCAGCCUCGGAAAUGCGGAGGUCGGGAAGAGCUGCAUUAUUAAACGCUACUGUGAGAAGAGGUUUGUUCCCAAGUAUUUGGCCACGAUUGGCAUCGACUAUGGUGUCACAAAAGUGCAGGUUCGCGACAGAGAAAUCAAAGUAAACAUCUUUGACAUGGCCGGCCAUCCUUUCUUCUAUGAGGUGCGUAAUGAGUUCUAUAAAGACAGUCAGGGCGUGCUGCUGGUUUACGACGUGGGCCUCAGGGAGAGUUUUGACGCCCUUGACAGCUGGCUCGGCGAGAUGAAACAGGAAAUGGGCUCUCAGGCCAACAUGGACAGCAUUGUGUUUGUAGUUUGCGCCAACAAGGUGGAUCUUACGAAGCGGCGUGUGGUGGACGAGGGCGAGGGCCGCCUGUGGGCGGAGUCAAGAGGGUUUCAUUACUUCGAAACAUCGGCACAGAGCGGCGAGGGCAUCAACGAGAUGUUUCAGGCGUUCUUCUCAUCCAUCACCGACAUGUGUGAGAACGGCGGGAAGCGCCCGGUGUCCGAGGUCAGCGUCGGCUUCACCAAAGAGCAGGCGGACACCAUCCGACGCAUCCGGAACAGCAAAGACUCCUGGGAUAUGCUGGGCGUUAAACCUGGUGCCACACGGGAGGAGGUAAACAAGGCGUACAGGAAGUUGGCGGUCCUUCUGCACCCAGAUAAAUGCGUGGCUCCUGGCAGCGAGGACGCUUUUAAGGCGGUGGUGAACGCUCGCACCUCACUGCUGAAGAACAUUAAAUAAGAAACCUACAGCUGAAACAGUUUGGACCUCUCAGACACAGACUGAUCAACAACAACAGUGUUUAUUUAUUUAUCUCUAUAUUUAUUUAUUUAGCGUAAAGGUCUUGUGUGCCAUGUUGCUCGCCACAGUGCUGUAUGCCAACAUACCGUUUAUGAGCAGUUUGAACUUAUUUGUGACAUUUUAUCUCCAAACUGAUUUCUGUGUCGUGUCGGAGCGUACGGAGGAUGAUCCGGGCCACAUGGGGAAAAGAUUACUUUGGAGAUUAAAUUCAAAAUUCGGGAAUAUUAGUUAUAGUUAUUAGAAGAAAAUAUGUUUAAGGUCUUCUAAAAUGUCAGAAUUAUCAGAUAACAUUUGAAUUCUCCAAAAAAUGUAAUUCUUUCAGAAUGUGAAAGGUGUAAAAGAUGAGAUAUUGAUACUUUAAAAUGAAAAAAUAAAAAAACAUAACAUUUGUAUUUCAGAGAAUUACCUUAUAAUACUGUAAGGAUUCUGGAAUUAAAGUCCAGAUUUUUAUAUUUAAAUCAAAUUUGAAAUUAAAAGUCAAAUACAGAUUUUUAAAUCUGAAUUUAGAGAUUAUUUUAGUUAUAGUUUUUAACUCUAAAACUGAAGUUGUUUAUUCUUAAUAACUUUUUUUGAUUUUAAAGUCACAAUUCUCGGCGGGGAAAAAGAUAAGAUUGUUUCCGAAAUAUGUAAUUCUGACAAUAUAAGUAAAGUCUGAAUAUGAAACAUUUUAAAGUAAUGUUAAAUUAAAAGGAGAAAAAAAAAGUAAAUUCAAAAAUAAAUUCAAAUUCUUUCAAAAGUCGAAUUUUUGAAGAAAAUAACUGAGUUGAAACUGACGUUUACAAUUUAAAAUAAUUUUAGUUUUGACUUCUAUCCUCUGAAUUCUGAGAUUAAUCUCAAAGUGAAACAUUUGACCCACAUGGCCUUUGUCCUGUUCUGAAUGCUUUAACCUUUUUUUGUUAAAGUGUGAAUGUGUUUCACGUCCUCAUAAUUCCUGUUGAUGUUGCUGAUGUCAGCAGAGCGGCAGGUCAGAGGUCAGUGUUAAAUAUUAAAAAUAAUCAAAGUUAAAUCCAGUCAGUUAACGUUACGAACGAGUGUAGAUCAAAGUUUUAUUAAAUGUCGCUUUUAUUCGGGAUGAAUUAAAAACAUUUAAAGCUCCGUAUUAAUCUUAAUGAUCCCGUUUUUUAAAUCCUUGUUGCCAAAUCAAUAGAAGUUAAAGUUGUGACGUAAUCAAAACGCAUGUUAAUCUUGAACUUUUGUACUUUCCAUGUGACCAAAUGCCCGUUCCUCCUCUGGCUGAUGACUAAGUGACUAAUUUGUGCCCUGUUCUGCUCUCUAAUUAUUAUUUUUUCCUUCCUUAUUUGUCAAUUUGUGCCAUUACAUUAAGAACAUGCUCCAUCAAUCUGCAAAUUUUGCCCUAAUUGCUAUAUUUUCUCAAAUAACCGUUUCCCCCAGAUGUUGCUCAUUUGUUUCUUUUCCAUUUGUAAUUUUUGCUAAUUUGGUCCUUCAGAUUUCUACUUUUUGUUUAUUUAUUUAUUUUUUAAAUUUGUGUUCUUCAUACUCAAAAUGUUCCCUCACAUUACUAAUCUGUUCCCUGAAGUAGCAAGCAUGUGCACUGACAUCCAUUUGUCUCAAAUAAAAAAAUGUCAUUUGUGCCAUCAAACAAGAAAUUAGUUAGUUCUUUAAUUAGUCGUUUGUCCUUAAAUUGUUUCCAUUACAUUUAUUUCUGAACUUGUGACUUGUUUUUUAUAAUUGAAUCAAACUUGCAAAAACUUCCCUUUAAAUUUAAAUGGUUCCCUCAUACAUAUUUGUCUCCACACAAAAAAAGUUGUUAAUUUAUGUGACGAAUUGUUCCUGCAAAUUGCUAAUUUGGCCACUCUGGUUUUCUAUUUUUUGUUGAAAUUUGUACUUUUUUCUCUUAAACCUGCCCAUUGAAAACAUUUUCACUUAAGUUGAACAUUAAGUCUUUAAUUAAUAUUUUGUUUCCUUAUUUGUGCCUUCAGAUUUGUUUCAUUAGAUUUAAACUCAACUUGUUCCCUUUAGUGACCUUUUUUUGUUUAAUCAAACUGUUCCCUUAAAUUGCUUAUUUGGCCCAUCAGAUUUUUUCUAAUUUUUUGUUGGAAAUGUUAUUUUCCCUUAAAUAGAGCAUUUGAUUUGUCUUAAAUGAAAAACAUUUUCUCUAAUUAAUUCGCUUAAAUGAAUAACUUCAACAGGUUAAUAAUUUUACGAGAUUUGUGCCAUAACACUGGUAAUUAGUUCCCUUAAAUUUCUAUUACAUUUUUCUUUAGAUUAAGAUGAAUUACUUUAUUAAUCCCGCAAUUUGGAAAUUCAACCUCUGCAUUUAACCCAUCCUUCUUUAGAAGGGAACACACCAUGCACAUUACUCAAGUAGUAUUUAGUUCCCUUGUUUUUGCCCACAGGUUUGUUCCAUUACAUUUCUACUUAACUUGUUCCCUUAAGUGUCCUUUUUUUUCAAAUUGCAAACAGUUCCCUUAAAUUGAAAUAGUUCCCUCAUCCUAAGAAAGUGUUCCCUUAAUAACUAAGUUGUCCAGUUAGGUGAUUUUUGCACUUGGCAUUUUCUUCUAAAUGUGUAAUCUGUUAUAGUGUCUGUUUCUUUUACUUAAAUCUUUUUAGUGAAUUCGGUUAAAAAAAAAAAAAAGAUUUGUUUUCCUAGAAGUUCAAAUAUUUUUUCUUCAUAUUUUAAAAAAUGAUUAUUUACCUGAAGAUAUAACCCUUCACAUUUUCAAAUAGUUUACAAACUAAUUUAGACAUCAGUUUUGUCCCUUCAACGCUUAUUAAACAGCAUUUUGUAUAAACAGGAACGUUUACAUAAAGGCCAGAUGUUGAACUGAAAGACACAAAUCUGUUUAGCGACCUUUAACGACUAUAUACGGUCAACAUAAAGCAGAAAAAAUUGUUUCAUAUUAAAAAGAGCUGAAUGGCAGCAUGAAAAUGUUGUUAUAGUUUAAUAUUUUCACAUGUCAGAUCUAUAAAUGCUGUGGUUCCACUUGUUGCUUUAAUUUGAUUUUCAUAUAUUUUUAAAAUUUGAGUGUUAGUAUCUUUUUUUAAAUGCUUUAAUUGAUGAAUUUAAAGUUAUUUAAAUCUUAUACAGCAAAAUAUUUGUUUUUCCUCUCAUAGACCACAUUUCCUAUCAACCCUGUGGCUUCGUUUGUAUUGACAUAUACAGAUAACUAAAUGAAUAUGCAUAUUUAUUUAUUUAUUAUAAACUAACAAAAAGAGCAGCUUCCAUUUAGUUUGCAUUAAAUAUUGCUAAACACAAUUUUAAAAAUAUAAGUUAAGAAAAUUGAACAGUUUAAUAUAUUGUUAUAUUUUUAGAAAUUACUUUAAAAAAAUAAAUAUGAAUUAAAAUGAAAUAAAAGCGGUGCAUUUGGAAAAGUCACAAUGAUUGACGUUUGAAAUGUAAGAUAUUUUUAUAAAAACAAUUUGGACACAAACUCAAUUAAUCAAUUUUGGGGGAAAAAAUGCUGAAUUAUUGAUUGUAAAUUAAGAAAAGGAGCAGCUUCAAUUUAGUUUGCGUAAAAAUACAGUUUAAAAAAUGACGAGUGGAGACUUUUUUUCAAAUACGUUAAAUUCAAUUUCCUGCCUCUUUGCACAUCAGUGUGUUCUGUAUUAUAAGCACAUAUUAUUUAUUUUGUACAGUGAAACACUGAUUGACAAUGAGACUGUGGUUCUUCCAUCAAUCAGUGAAUUAAUUCCACAGUUUGACCUCUGUACCUCAUGACUGUUACAGUCUCACACCUUAAUCAGCUGACUUGUCCAUGAUGCGUUUACUGUCUCCUUCUUUAACGUUACAUUGACAAUGACACAGAAGAAGAACAUUUUACCCUCUGCAGCUUCAAACUUUAAACAUUUUGAAGUUUGAGGAAGGAUUUUCUUUUGGGUUAGGGUUUGUGUGUGUGUACAGUCUCACUGUGGUUCUUGUAAGUGCACGUUUUACUGGAUUGCUUUUUUAAUAAUUAAAAGACAAAAGUUAUUUCU
Centropristis striata (black sea bass) is the source of this 5113-nucleotide messenger RNA. It is a transcript of the gene dnajc27, whose product is annotated as DnaJ (Hsp40) homolog, subfamily C, member 27. Gene Ontology annotation, molecular function: GTP binding; GTPase activity. NCBI's taxonomy places the organism in Eukaryota, Metazoa, Chordata, Actinopteri, Perciformes, Serranidae. The transcript has 7 exons. The record is from RefSeq and is a predicted model, not a curated record. The coding region runs from base 296 to 1117 and encodes 273 amino acids.